Molecule: messenger RNA, 1272 nt
Organism: Seminavis robusta
Lineage: Eukaryota; Bacillariophyta; Bacillariophyceae; Naviculales; Naviculaceae
Source: the annotation of a GenBank genome assembly
AUGUUUGCAUCUCACGAGCAAAAGAGCCACGAUGGCGCUCAUGAUAGUGACAAGAAGAACCGCUGUACAUCAUUGGUACAGGGUGCACCUGACGUGAUGGAGGGGUUGGUCCUCAAACACGUUCUUGGCUAUGCUCUCAAUGACAGCACCACAGACUUUGCCUCGUUCACAGCAGUCAACAAGGAAUGGAAUGGAACCGUCAAGAGCUUGAUACUUCCAGCCAUGUUCCAAAUCACGAAGACGUUUUUGAAGGGUGGUCGAGCGAUAGUCGCCAAGGAUUUGCCUCUCGUGACUACUGUGCUGCGUUCUCUGGAAGACCGAAACUCACCACUCUACCGACUGGACUCAGCUGACGGAGAAGAGUGGCCUACUUUGCAGCCCCAAUUUGGCGUUGAUUUGUUCCUAUUCGUCUACAAGACAUGCGGGUCAUCGGAUUUGAAGAAACAAGGCUCGAAAGCAGAGCAGCAGAAUUUGUCACCAGAGAUGUAUGAGCUGUUGUGUAACUAUCUGAAGACUAAUGCAGAGAACCGGGCGCAAAAAAUCAUCCAGAUACUCAGCAAAGCCGGGGGCACUUCCGUUGUGCCGGUUGUUGACAUAUUCAAAGAGCUGGUUGGUCAUCUGAUUGCUUGGAUUGGGAUUGUCCACACCGUGGAGAUCAUGUCGCACUAUCUAGGCCCGAAAAAAGUCAAGAAGCUCACUGAACAUGCUCAGGCCUGUUUUGUUACAGAGCUGCUGCAAGCUCCGGGUACGUGCAAGAUGCUGGGGCGGCUUUUGAAGCCUGCUCACCUCAACAUUGCAAUGGUACCCAAGAAGGUCUUAUUGCAAGCAUAUGAGGUCAUCAAGGCCAUUGAAUCCUUUCAUCCUGCAGUGGUCCGUCAGUGGAAGGAAGGAGUUGGCGAUACUCUUGACGAGUUCUUAGGCAGCUUCCGGCAACAGAUCAAAGCUGAAGUUGAACAAUCCACUAUGACAGAUAAGGCUAUCGAGUUCUAUGCAAUCAACGAGCAGCAGCCCAUUUCAAGUGACAAUGUGUGUAAACUUGGAUUGUCUCUGGCACCACCACAAGACUUGGUCCGCCAGGAGUUCCCCCGGCAUGCUCAGUUCGUGGAAUCCAUGGAUCCAGAGGAAUUGGUUGCGCUCUCGUUCUCCUCCUUCCUGCUCGGUUUGGGACAGUUCCAACUAUUAGUGUUCGCCGUUUCCGUCAAUCUCCGGCUGAUGGGACCACAGGCGGAUCGUAUUCGAGCAUGGUUGGACGACCGUGCAAAUGCAAAUUGA